AUGGUAGUUUAUACCAGUUUUAAUUUUUCAAAUUUAAUACAACCUCAAAAGAUUAAUUAUACAAAGAGUUUUAAGUUCAUAGUUCCAAAACUCGAAGAACAAAAUAAACUUGAACAAUUGAACAAAGAUAGGAGUGAGUUCCCGCUUAGUGAUAAAUUAAUAAAUCAAAAUUAUCAAACCAAAACGUUAAAAACAUUUACAGAUCCAUUUAAGUUUAUAAAAUCUUCAAAAACCCACCAUGAAUCUCAAAUUUGUCUACAAUUAAAUCAUAAAGAUGAAAUUUCAGUAUCACCUCAACAAUUCCUCGAUGCUGAUUUAUCCAUAUUCUUAAAGCACUUAAAUCAAAUUUCAGAAUUUGAAUAUAUUAUUGACCUAGCUAGACAAAAAUUCAAACCAACUAUUCCUGAAUCAAAGCAAUGGUUUAGAUUUGGUGGUUCUUCCGUUUGGUUACCUAAUUAUAAUUGUCAUUAUAUGGUAAGUAGAGUAUUGUAUACUCCUUCAGGUAUUGCAAAUAAAGCAUUUGCUUCAUUUUUAUACAUUCAAUUGUUUGAUACUAAUUGGAAUGAAUUACCAAAUGAUACAAUUUUGGAAAUUCCGUUUGAAGAAGAAGUUUCAACAAAUACAGUUAAAUUGGGAUUUAGAAAAGAAUCAUUUCCACAAAUACUACCUAUACCAUUUGAUUACGAAAUGCAUGUUGAGAAUAAUAAAUAUUAUUAUGGACCAGAAGAUCCAAGAAUUAUACUAAGAUAUCAUAGAGACUUUAAAUUUCACGAACCUUUAAUUGUUUUCAACAUGAAGGAUUUGCAAUUGGUUAAAAGAACCAUGCAUAUAUAUUUCCCAUAUUCAAAAAGGUUGAAAAUUUUCAAAAAGAAGAAUGAACCAUAUGCCAAAAUUGAAAAAAAUUGGACUCCAUUUAUAAAUAAUCAUCAAAGGAAUAAGCUUAAUUUUAUAUAUUCAAUUAUCCCAUUGGAAGUUUUAACUUGUGAUUUAGAUUCUGCAAUUUGUGAAUUUCUACAGAAACCAGUGAAGAAAGAUUAUAAUUAUGUUGGUCCAUUAAGAGGAGGAAGUCAAUUAUUACCAAUACCAAAAAUAGCCAAUAACUUAAUCAAGUCUUUACCCUCAAAUAGACAAAUUUAUAUUGGUUGGGCAAGAGCUCAUUUAAAUAAAUGUGGAUGUGGGGAAUCAAUGUAUCGACCAAAUUUAAUAAUUUUGAUUCAAGAUUAUAAUCACAAAACAAAUAAAUAUUAUUAUAAAUUGGGUUAUGUUUCUGAAUAUUUUGAUUUUGAUGCAAAGGUUCCAUCAUGGAUUAUUCCAAAAUUGGAUGAAGAUGGACAAUUGAUGGAUACUGAACCAAGACAGUGCGAGGGUAGAAAUGUAUUGAUUCCUAAUUCAAUAGCAUAUUGGGAUAUAAAAUCAAUUAGAAAAGGAAAAAAAUUAUAUGAUAGGGCCAAUUUUAAAGACAUUAUUGAAAGUACAAAUAAUGAAGAGUUAGAAUUUCACGAUUAUAUGGGUGUUACUUUAUCAGCAGCCGAUAAAGAUGUUAGUAUAGUUCAUAUAAAUGGUUUAUUAAAUUAUAUUUUGAAAUUACUGGAUUUAUUUGAUGAAGAGAAUGUAAUAGAACUGGAUAACUUAUUUCAACUUGAAGGUUAUGAAUUGAAUAAUAAAUGUGCUAUGAUUGCAAGUAAAGAAUAUUGUAAAUCAUAUGCUUUAAACCAUGGUGUUGUGUUUGGUAAAGAUAAUGGUAAUUAA
This is a messenger RNA of Insectozyma verbasci, 1749 nucleotides long. NCBI's taxonomy places the organism in Eukaryota, Fungi, Ascomycota, Pichiomycetes, Serinales, Debaryomycetaceae. The record is from the annotation of a GenBank genome assembly.